This is a messenger RNA of Vicia faba (fava bean), 1458 nucleotides long. Lineage: Eukaryota; Viridiplantae; Streptophyta; Magnoliopsida; Fabales; Fabaceae. The record is from the annotation of a GenBank genome assembly.
AUGGCGACUAAUCGUUUUCAUCCCUUUUUUACAAACGUUGGUUCAGUGUCCUCAUGGUUCGAGAUUUAUGCUGCCUUUUCCACAUUCAUGAUGAUUUUCAGAACUGCAACCAACGAUCUCAUACCCUUAAAACUUCGAAACUUCAUCAUCUCAAAGCUACAAGAUUUCUUCUCAGAUUAUCGACCCGGUAAUGAAGUUUCACUUCACAUCGAUCAGACUUGGGAUGGAAAAACCAACAAUCUCUUCUAUGCAGCCAAAGAGUAUCUCCCAACUAAAAUAUCCAACAAUUACAAAUCCCUCAAAGUUGGCAUGAUAUCUAAUCAUAACAACUUACUCUUAGCUAUUGAUGAAAAACAACAAGUGUUGGAUGAAUUUGAAGGCAUCCAGGUUAAAUGGAUGCUUAUUCAAAAACCCGGUAAAGAGGUUUCUCAAAGUUCUAAUAAUCCCGUUAAAGGAGUAUAUGAUCAAGGUAAUAAGCAAAAAAAAUCUGAAGAUAAUGGAUUUGUGUUAAGGUUUGAUGAGAAACAUAGAAAUAAAAUAAUGGAGAAAUAUAUUCCACAUGUUUUAAGCACUUAUGAAGCUAUAAGAGCCGGAAACAGAACUCUCAAGAUCCAUUCCAUGCGAGAUGGGAAUGGGUUUUGGAAAUCCAGUGAUUUUAAUCAUCCUGCUUCAUUUGAUUCACUUGCUUUGCAUCCUGAUCUAAAGAAAUCUGUAAUUGAUGAUAUAGAUAGGUUUUUGAGGAGGAAAAAGCUUUACCAAAAAGUGGGCAAGCCUUGGAAACGUGGUUACCUAUUGUAUGGGCCACCAGGAACAGGAAAAUCUAGUCUUAUUGCUGCUAUAGCAAAGUACUUAAAAUUUGAUGUAUAUGAUUUGGAUCUAGGUUUGGUGUACUCUAACUUACAGCUCAUGACAUUGAUGAGGGGAACAUCUAACAGAUCCAUCAUUGUUGUUGAAGACAUUGACUGCAACAAAGAGGUGCUUAAUCGAUCAGACCCCGGGGCUCAGGUUAAUAUGGCACAGGCAUAUCAGGGGGCAUAUCCGGGUUAUCAGGGGGCAUAUCCGGGUUUUGAACAAGCUGAUAGAAAAACGUUUACUAUGUCGGGUCUUCUUAAUUGUAUGGAUGGUUUGUGGUCAAGUUUUGGAGAUGAACGCAUUUUUAUAUUUACUACAAAUCAUAAAGACAAAGUUGAUUCAGCAUUGUUGCGUCCUGGUCGAAUGGAUAUGCAUAUUCACCUCUCCUUCCUUGAAACCAAGGCAUUCAAAAUCUUAGCUUCUAACUACUUGGACAUUGAAGAACAACAUCACUCACUCAUUGAACAAGUUGAAGAGCUGUUGGAAAAAGUUGAUGUCACCCCUGCUGUAGUGGCUGAACAUUUGUUGAGAAAUGAGGAUGCUAAGGUUGCUCUAGAUGGACUUAUUGAAUUUCUUUAUGAAAUUUUAAAAGAGAAUCAGGAAUAA